GCCGGUCUGUAACCAUGUGACGAAAGCGCGUCCUGCUGCGCUCCUCGGUGGCUUGGCAGUUCGCGCCCGGUUUCCGUGUCUCGCUGUCGCCAUGGCGGACGGCGAGCGCUCACCAUUACUCUCAGAUCUCGGUGAUGGAGCUGUCUGCAGUGGAGUCGGUGGCGUUUCUCCUGGACCGAGUCCAUUUCCGCAACCGAACAAACCACAGAGUUUCCCACCUUUUCCAAGCCCAUCUCAGCCUUCUGUGCUUUUGGGUGAAGAUCCUCCACCCUACUCCCCCCUGACAUCGCCUGAGAGUGGCAGUGCCCCUGUGAUCAGCUGCCGUGUGUGUCAGUCUCUUAUCAGUGUUGAGGGCAAGAUCCACCAGCACGUUGUCAAGUGUGGCGUGUGUAAUGAGGCAACACCCAUAAAGAAUGCUCCAGCUGGGAAGAAGUAUGUGCGCUGUCCCUGUAACUGUCUGCUCAUCUGCAAGGUCACAUCUCAGCGCAUCGCCUGUCCGCGUCCUUACUGUAAGAGGAUCAUUAAUUUGGGGCCAGUACACCCUGGGCCAGCAAGUCCAGACCCUCAGCCUACUGGGGCCCGAGUGUCCUGUGGCCACUGUAGCAACACCUUUUUGUGGACAGAGUUUACUGACAGGACACUGGCCCGCUGUCCCCACUGCAGAAAAGUUUCUUCAAUUGGCCAGACAUACCCGAGGAGGCGGAGUCUAUGGUGUUUCCUUCUCUGCUUGAUGUUCAGCAUCUCUGCUGCUGGACUAAUCGCAGGGACAUGGUCCAAAGCGCAAGUGUAUGGAGGGAUCUAUGCUGCUUGGGUGGCCAUGCUGCUACUGGUCAUGGUGACUCUGGCCAGAGCACUCUACUGGAUCUGCCUACGGGUCAGCCAACCACUGCAGAACUUCACAUAGAGAAAGACCGUGGGGGGAAGAAUGGUAGCAGGGGACAGUGUCUGACUGGUGGUAAAUAGUGUGGGGAAAACUGCUGAUUUAAAUAUAGUAAGGGAUGAAAAAUGCAUUAAGCCAUGUAAAAGAAUGAUUAAUGAAAAAGAUAAUAUAAUUAUGUGCUGAGAAGGAUGGAUGUUUGGAUUGAAGGAUUGGACUGAAAAUAAUUUUGUUUUAAGUAAAUAUUUAUUGCGCUGAACAUUGGAUCCAGUGGUUUUACCAAUGACUGACUGUGCACAAACCUAAAUACAUCAAAUUCCAGUGGCCCUGAAUAUUUUAAUCUUGCCUAACAUGUACUCGUAUCAGACUGAUACUGUGCCAUCAGUGGUGAUGGGAGUCUAGCAGAUUGUUUGGUACAGUUGAGACACUGAUGGCCACGUGCCCUCACACAACUAGAAUCCAUAGACUGUGACUGCAUAACAGGAAAUUUACCUCAAAACGAGAAUACCAGAGGUUGUCAAGUAGAGUUUUUAGUCUUGACUGAUUAGUUGUGUUUUGUUGUACAGUCAUAAAUGUUAGAAUAAGUGCAUUUGUGAAUACUAUUGAUGCAUCUGCAGUCCAAAGCAUCAAGAGGCCUGAGAGCGAGAGAGACUGCUGUCUGUUCUCCACAGUGAGGCUCUGCUUCAGGACACCUCCAUUCUCAGUCCAUAUGACCUUAUAAAUGCACACUCUUAAUCUGUAAUAAUACAAUGCCCUCCACAAUUUUUGGCGCCCCUUUGUAAAGAUUAAGAUGUUUGGAAAAAAUCUGCGUUUUGGUGAAGUAGCUUCAUCUCACACUGAAAAACUGAGAAAUCCAACCUUUAAUUGAAAUCAGUUUCCUCAGAGAAAAACAAAUCCCUCAUCAAGAAAAAAAAUUAACAAAAACGUGCCAUUAUUAUUGGCACUCCUGGAAAUUAUAGUGAAUACAAUGUAACUGAAGCAUGUUUCCCAUUUAAAUCGUAUAUUUUUAAGUUGAUUGGAGUGUGUAGGAGCUUUCAAUCUGUUAUCCAUGACUUCCUGAUUAACUACGGUACAAAUAUGCGAUGACAGAGACCAAAUUCCCUUAGUCAUCCAUUAAGAUGGGAAAGAUCAAGAGAAGACAAACUAAAUGAGGGAGCAGUGUGUUGAAUUUCAUAAGUCAGGGAAUGGUUAUUAAAAAUAGCUUUCACCUGAAAAUGCCCAUUUCUACUGUUGGGGCAAUUUAAAAAAAAAAUUUAAAAAAAGAGCAAAAGUGGACACCAACUGGAACUGUUACAAACUUGCAUGGAAGAGGACCCAAGUUUAUUUUGCCCCCACAUACAAUGAGGAGGAUGGUAAGAGAGGCAAAAAAAAAAAUCCCCAAGGAUCACUGUUGGUGAAUUGCAAGAAGUAAAAUCUUGGUGGUUUCAAGUCUCCCAAAGCACCAUCAAUUGCCAUCUACAUUCCAACAGGUUAUUUGGAAGGUAUGCUGGGGGGAGCCUUUUUUUUUGUCCGUUAACAAACGAGCCUGGAGUUUGCAAAUAAAAUACUGCAACUUUGACUGGAACCAUGCUUGAUAGUCUGAUGAAACAAAAAUGGAGUUUUUUAGCAAUGAACACUCGAGGUGGGUUUUGGUGUAAAAAGGAUGGUUAUACUGAAAGGAACCUUAUCCCAGCUGUAAAAUAUGGUGGCAGUUCUAUGAUGUUUUGGGGCAGUGUUUCCUCCAAAGGCCCUGGAAACCUUGUUAGGGUACAUGGCAUCAUGGAUUCUUUGAAAUACCAGGAAAUUUUAAGUCAAAAUCUGGCUGCCUCUGCCAGGAAACUAAAACUGGUUUGUUCCUGUAGUUUCCAGCAGGAACAAACCAGUGGUCCUCAGUAUGUGCCCAAAUCAACACAGUGGUUAGCUGACCAUAGAAUCAAGCUUCUGCCAUGGUCCUCUCACUCCCCUGACCUGAACCCCAUGGAAAACCUGUGAGCUGAGUGGAAGAGGUGAGUGCGCAAGAGAGACCAAGGACCCUGGAUGAUCUGGAGAGAUACAAAGUAUUAAAUGAAGGGGUGUCAAUACUUGUGGCACAGAUGUUUUUGUUAAAUUAUUUUUUGAUGAGGGACUUGAUUUUUCUCUGAAUAAAUUUAUUUCAAUUAAGGUUUGGAUUUCUCAUUUCAUCAGUAUGAGAUGAAGCGAUUUCACGGAAAGGUGGAUUCCCCCCAAACCUUUUUUAAUAAUCUUUACAAAGGGUGCCAGUAAUUGUGGAGGGCACUGUACAUAGGCAUAACUAUCUUGCUAUAUUAAAUUAGUUAGCAUUAAUACAAAAAUUGCCAUAUAUUAUGACGUUUUGAGACCUAAUAAAUGCCGUAAAUCAGUAUUUGAUAAUUCAGAGCAAAAGUCCCACGUUGGUUUUUAAUUUGUAUUCUGUGCCAGACAUGGUACAAAACUUUAGUCACCAAUUUAAUUUUAAUGCACCUUCACUUUAGGACAAUUAUUAACUGCAUCAUAGGCAAUGUCAUUUUGUCAUUACUGCUAAUAAAUUUCAUAUAAGAAUUGCACAUACAGGAUCAACAGGCUAAAUUCCAUAAGGGGGUGCUGUUUGCACACCAUUUUAUUUUUCUGCUUUCACAUUGUGUAAAACUUCCACAUGCUUAAAGAAAUUUGAUUCUGACAUAUCUAAAUAUCUGGAUGAAAAGUCUCUACCAUUUUUUUUUUUCUGUAGACAACAGUAAUUGGACCCCCACUGCAUUAUUUUUUAAACUGUUAAUGACUUAGCCAUUGCACUAAGAUCAACAAUUCCUUGGAAACACUACAGCAUUUUUAAAAUUAGUGUUCAUGUAAUAACCAUGUGAAAAAAAUUGUGUAUACAUCCACUCUGAUGGGGACUACAGCGCUGAAAGGUCUGUGUUAGGACUUCUCUAUUUAUGAUCUGAAGGAUGAUGUUGAAGUCACUAUUACAUGACAUUUGUAAUGUCAUGAUUUGGAAUGUUACAGCUGUGGUCAUAUGAAAUGUGCUAAUCACUUGUAUGUUUUUUGUAUUUAAUUACUGUGUGUUAAAGCUCAGUUUGGGACUUUUGGCACCUCUUAAUUUUUUUUUUUAAAUAUAAAUUAAUAACCCUUGCAGAAGGUUUUGCUGUUCCUUAAUAUCUCCUUGGCUUAUGCACUAUAAGUGCCAAAAUAUGGCUCAUUUAAAAGUACUUUGUGUCGGUAGGCCACUUCCUGCGCCCCCACUCCUCAAUGUUUUUCAUUCUCGGGUCUAUCAGGUUUGCAGGAUCUCUAGUAAAAGGACAGUUGUGAUUUGCUGGUCUUGAUCAACAGUUUUGUGAGGAAAAAUGUAUGGUUUCUGUGCUGUUAUUAGCAAUAUCUCUGUUCUGACACACCUGCUCCAUAGAAUCGGUAAUUAUUAAACCCUUUGUUGUCUGAUGCAAGAUAGUGCAGGACUGGGGGGGGGGGGUUAAAAAGUGAAAACUACUGGUCUAAUUGAAGAGAUGUCCUGUAAAAUUAUGGUGAAUAAAGUUAGUAAAAAAAUCACUGAGAAUUGAUUGGGUUUAAGGCUUAUUGAAGGUCUUGUAAAAGUAUGUGGUGUCACUGAAAGAGGAAGUGCUGUAAGACUGGGUUUUGGGUUUAUGCUGCUGAAAUGCAUAUUACUUUGUGAAUGGUUUACGGUGACGAAAAACGCCAAGAUAUUAAUUGUCUUGUCUUAGUAUAAAUGUCACUAAAAAUGUAUGAAUUUUUCAUUCUGCUUCACACCAAAUCCAAAAUGAGAGAGCUGAUGAAAUGGGUUUCUCCCUCCUCCUACCGAAUCCAGGCACAGAGGUGCCUAAUGUCCUAAACUGUAUGCUUUGAGUACUGAUACUAAUUUUAUUUAUGCCAAGAGCAAUGAGACCAGAAUGAGGCUUUUCUCAGAGUUUGUUUGCAAAUAAGUUUGUUCAAGGCAUGAAGGCUAUUAAUGAAGACAAUAUAAAAAUAAGAAAAGUC
Messenger RNA from Neoarius graeffei (lesser salmon catfish), 4837 nucleotides. It is a transcript of the gene pip4p1a, whose product is annotated as phosphatidylinositol-4,5-bisphosphate 4-phosphatase 1a. Gene Ontology annotation, cellular component: phagocytic vesicle membrane; plasma membrane; lysosomal membrane. The coding region runs from base 92 to 904 and encodes 270 amino acids. Gene Ontology annotation, molecular function: phosphatidylinositol-4,5-bisphosphate 4-phosphatase activity. Gene Ontology annotation, biological process: phosphatidylinositol dephosphorylation. The record is from RefSeq and is a predicted model, not a curated record. The transcript is spliced from 7 exons. NCBI's taxonomy places the organism in Eukaryota, Metazoa, Chordata, Actinopteri, Siluriformes, Ariidae.